GCGUGUUCUCUGCAGGACUCAAGGGUAACUGGACUUGUUGAUGUUGAGUUGGCGUUUUGGAUGAAGAGCCGAAUAGAGUCCAUUCAUUAUAGCAAAGCACCAGCAGUUUUCAUGAAUUUCAAAUCAAGUGCUGUUGAUCGAGUGCCAUGACUGUACGAAGAGUGAAUGUGGCCAUUCUUGUUCUGCUUCUCGUCGCCUUUUUAAUUAUUUUGCAUCGAAAUCUGCUGAAUCUCAAUGAUUUCCUGAAGCAAGAGAAUCAAGACACCGCUCCUGGGAUGGUGCUGCCCUUCGAGACGGACUUCCUGUCGGAUCAUGAGGUCAUCAGGUCAGGAGAUGAGAUUCCUGUGGUCAUCACCGCUCCAGAGGAGAGACUGGGAGCUGCCGUCACUGCCAUGAACAGCAUCCACCGCAACAGCAAAGCCAAUGUAGUGUUCAAUAUAGUGACACUAAAUGAGUCGGUGGUCCAUCUCAGAACAUGGUUGAGUAAGACUGACUUGAAGCACAAAAUUAUCAUAUUUGAUCUGAAGAUCCUCGCAGGAAAGAUUUCUAGCGAUCCUCAGAAGCUGGAGGCAGUGAAGCCGUUGACCUUUGCUAGAUUCUUCCUGCCGGUUUUCUUGCCGGAUGCAGAGAAAGCUAUUUAUCUGGAUGAUGAUGUUAUUGUACAAGGGGACAUUCAGGAGCUUUUCGACACCAGUAUUAAGCUGGGACACGCUGCAGCUUUCUCAGAGGACUGUGACUCCGCGUUCUCUAAAGGCAUCGUCAGAGGAGCAGGAAAUCAGAACAGCUAUAUUGGUUUUCUGGACUUCAAAAAAGAGGCGAUCAAGAAGCUUGGAAUGAAAGCGAACACUUGCUCGUUUAAUCCUGGAGUCUUUGUGGCCAAUUUAACUGAGUGGAAGCAGCAGAAUAUCAGCAGGCAGCUUGAGAUCUGGAUGGAGCGCAAUGCCAAGGAGGACCUUUACAGUAAGACUUUAGCAGACAGCAUCACAACGCCACCUAUGCUCAUUGUAUUCUACAAGACCCACUCAAACAUCGAUCCACUGUGGAACGUCCGACACCUCGGGGCGACAGGAGCUGGUAAUCGGUAUUCACCUCAGUUUGUUAAGGCUGCCAAACUUCUCCACUGGAACGGACAUUAUAAACCUUGGGGAAGAUCCUCGACUUAUUCUGACAUUUGGGACAAAUGGUACAUUCCAGAUCCCACUGGCAAAUUCCACCCAAUCCGAAGACAUGCUGAGGAAAAAUAAACUCUGGUUUGGGCUACAUGAAGGAAAAGUAAUCACUUUGAUGGAUGGGCUCUGUCGCAGAUAUUUGACUUUGUUCGUGGAUGUUUAAAGGAUGCCAAAAUACGGGACCUUCAUGAAACCUACGAGUACCUAAGAUACUGGGAGCAACAUUGGAACAGAACAACCGCCAUGAGGGGACAUUCAACACCAAUGGACUACCUCAGCGUUCACUGUCAAAUGACAGAGUAAUAACACUAAACCAUUUAUGGUACUUUUAAAAUCAACAUUUUGUAUGCUACACCCAAGUCUUUUUUUUUUUUUUUUUUAAUUGGGUGAAACUGUGGACCCACUUCAUUCUAAAUUAAAAUUUCCAUUCCAUUAUUAAAUAUUAUAGACUGCUUUAGGGCUUAAAGGGAUACUCCACCCCAGAAUGAAAAUGUUGUCAUUAAUCACUUACCCCCAUGUUGAUCUAAACCUUUAAAAGCUUUGUUCGUCUUCGGAACACAAAGAUAUUUCGGAUGGAAAACUGAGAGGCUUGUGACUGUCCCAUUGACUGCCAAGUUAGACUGUCAAGCUCCAGAAAAGUAUGAAAGCAUUAUUAGAUUAGUCCAUCCACCAUCAGUGGUUCAACCGUAAAUGUUAUCGAGUGACGAGAAUAUUCCUUUUUACAAAAAAAAAAAAAAGGCGUGUCUCUCCACGUCACCGUAUCGCUUAUUUUGAACUGAAUGCAAGGUGUCCUUGUGGCGCGGCUGACACAUAAGAGCGUAAGCUGCUUGCGUUCAACUCAUAUUUUCCUAAAGGUAUUAUGGUGAUAUGGAGAGACAAAUUGUUGAAACAUUCAUUGUGUUGUUUUCUUUGCGUACAAAAAGUAGUCUCGUCGCUUCGUAAUGUUACAGUUGAACAACUGAUGGCAGAUGGACUAAUCUGACUUUUUUUUUUUCAUACUUUCUGGACCUUGUCAGUGUAACUUUCUUGGCAGUCAAGGGGACAGUCACAAGCCUCCUGGUUUUCAUCCAAAAUAUAUUAAAUUGUAUUCCGAAGACGAACAGAAUUUUAAUGAGUUUGGAAUGACAUUGGAAUAAGUGAUUGACAAUUUUCAUUUUGGCGUAGAGUAACCCUUUUAGACACAAACCUGUGACAGCUGACAUUUCAGAAUUUCUGUAUUUGACACAUUUCUGUGGAUUCAUGUUUUGUUUGUUUUUCUCUCUUCUCCAUGUAUUAGCUGUUACUGAGCAAGCCAACUACUUGUCCUCAACCUGAAGGGGAAAAUAUGCCAGUUUGUACAAGUAUGAAUAAAACUCAGUAUGUUUUGUA
This is a messenger RNA of Carassius auratus (goldfish), 2537 nucleotides long. RefSeq names its product glycosyltransferase 8 domain-containing protein 1-like. Gene Ontology annotation, cellular component: Golgi apparatus. The transcript is spliced from 10 exons. NCBI's taxonomy places the organism in Eukaryota, Metazoa, Chordata, Actinopteri, Cypriniformes, Cyprinidae. The record is from RefSeq and is a predicted model, not a curated record. Gene Ontology annotation, molecular function: glycosyltransferase activity. Bases 147 to 1244 code for a protein of 365 amino acids.